Messenger RNA from Trypanosoma conorhini, 1110 nucleotides. RefSeq lists its product as uncharacterized. The transcript has a single exon. NCBI's taxonomy places the organism in Eukaryota, Euglenozoa, Kinetoplastea, Trypanosomatida, Trypanosomatidae. The coding region runs from base 1 to 1110 and encodes 369 amino acids. The record is from RefSeq and is a predicted model, not a curated record.
AUGGCGUCUUGGGAUCCUGGGAGUUACGUUGCGGAGGCCUUGUCACGCCGCAUAAGAGCAUUUGCAAGGCAGGAAAAAUACAAUAACAUACCCUCCUAUUACGAUGCAGUUACGAGCUCUCUCCAGGCGCAUGAAGAUUCCAAAUAUGCUGACGCAGUCUUAGAGAAGCAAUUCAAGCAGAAUGUGGGGAUUGAUGUCGAUGUUUGGGGAAAGCCUUUCACCGUUGUCGUAAAUCCACGCGACGUAAGAGGUCUAUCAAAUGUAAAGAAAUCGGUGGAGACUAUUAUACAAGAGUCUCUAAAGGCUACUGAGACAAUCUCUCUGGAGCUUUCGGAUUUAAAUGGAAAAGGAGGUGUGUUUCCGGUGACUGAGGAACUCUUUGGGAUUUUAAGUCACGUUCGGGAGAUGAGCUUGUUGACUGGUAAUCGGUUUGUCCCCACCUCGGAGGGGAGAGGAUUAUCCUCAACUCUGCAUCAGGAACCAAGCGUACUGAGUGGACUGGUAAUGGCCGAUGAUUUUAAAAUUCAUUGGCCUAAAGGAAUGUCACUUGUCCUUGAUGAAUACAUGAAGGCCUGGUUCGUCGAUCAUGUUGCUGUUCGACUAAAAGCACUGAACGAGUUUCUGGGGUUCUUGGCCAGUUAUGAAGGCUUCUCGAGGGCAUUUGGUCAUCCGCGGGAGAGCGAAGUGUGGAGAAGCGGUAUACCUGGAAUCCGUGGCAAGGACAAAAAACAAUAUGUUACCAGCUUGGAACUUUAUGACGAGAAGAGUGCUAUUGUGACACAAAUUGCGCCGCAGUGCUUGGCUGACCCGUUUGGCAUGCAGUGUUCUACCGCAAUCUGCCGAACGACAACCACUGCCUACUGUCUUUCCAGAACACUUUCUGAGGGUGGAGACAAGGAAUCGGUUCUAAAGUUUGUACACGAAUGGCGCAAAAAUCACGAUCCAGAGAGCAGGCAGGCUCUAUUUUCAUUCUUGCUCAUCUACGGAGAUGGGAACUCUAUUUCGGAUUUAACUGACAACGAUGUCGGCGAAAAUGAUGCUCUCCGGCUUCAACUUCAUGACAGCAAGAUUCAGGCAUCACAGGCGCACCAACAAAUUGAAAAAAAAUGA